AUGUCUGAAAACCCCGCCACAAACGGAGCCACAACGCCCGUCACCCCCAAGAUGAGUGGCCUGGCUUUGACCGAAUAUACCGCCGCCCCGACUCCCCCCGGAGAACGCGCCCCGCGAGUCCCCGGGGUACCUCCAGACUGGGGCAUUCCUGAUGCGUAUUUGCUUCCCAAUGGCUACCCGGAUUACCUGCGAAUGAUCUUAACGUCACGAGUGUACGAUGUUAUCGAAGAGACCCCCCUCCACCAUGCUAUCAAUCUGAGCAACCGACUCGAGAGUCGAGUCCUUCUCAAGCGGGAGGACUUGCUGCCGGUUUUCAGCUUCAAGCUUCGUGGUGCAUACAAUAAGAUGGCUCACUUGAACGCGGAACAGCGGUGGAAGGGCGUGAUUGCAUGCUCGGCCGGCAACCAUGCGCAGGGCGUGGCUUACUCUGCUCGCAAGCUGAAAAUCCCCGCGACCAUUGUCAUGCCCUCUGGCACCCCUGCCAUCAAGCACUUGAAUGUCGCCCGCCUGGGAGGAAGUGUGGUGCUCCAUGGAAAUGACUUUGAUGCUGCCAAGGAGGAGGCACACAGGCUGGAGAAGCAGCAUGGACUAACUAAUAUCCCGCCAUUUGAUGAUCCGUACGUCAUUGCCGGUCAAGGUACCAUCGGUAUGGAGCUCUUGCGCCAGGCGAACUUGGAUAAGCUGGAGGCGGUCUUCUGCGGCGUUGGCGGCGGCGGUCUGAUUGCUGGUAUUGGUGUGUACCUCAAGCGCAUUGCACCCCAGGUCAAGGUCAUUGGUGUUGAGGCUUACGAAGCCAACGCCAUGGCCCAGUCGUUGGAUGAGGGUCAGCGGGUCUUCCUCAAGGAGGUUGGCCUCUUUGCGGAUGGUGCUGCUGUGAAGUCUGUUGGAGAAGAGCCUUAUCGGGUCAGCCGGGAGGUUAUUGAUGAUAUUAUCCAGGUUUCUACCGAUGAGAUCUGCGCUGCCAUCAAGGAUGCCUUUGAGGAUACGCGGUCCGUCAUCGAGCCCGCUGGCGCGCUCAGUCUUGCUGGUCUGAAGAAAUACAUCGCCAAGAACCCCAGCCCGGACACUAAGCGUGAGCUGAUUGCCAUCACCUCGGGUGCGAACAUGGACUUCGACCGCCUUCGCUUUGUUGCCGAGCGUGCCGCUCUUGGUGAGAAAAAGGAGGCGCUGCUCAGCGUCAAGAUCCCCGAGGCGCCUGGUGCAUUUGCCAAUCUUGUUGAGGCCAUCCUACCCCACGCCGUGACUGCUUUCAGCUACCGCUAUGCUCGCGAGGAUUCAGCCGAUGUUCUCAUGGGGAUUUCUCUGUCUGCCCUAACUGGUCGUGAGGACCUUGCCAAGAUCAUGCAAGAGCUGGAGAAGAGCGGAAUGACCACCCGGGACUUGAGUGAUGAUGAGCUCGCCAAGCGCCACGUGCGUUUCAUGGUUGGCGGCCGCUCUGAGGUGGCCGAUGAGCGUCUGUUCAUGUUCGAGUUCCCCGAGCGCCCGGGUGCCCUAGCUAAGUUCCUGACUACCCUCCGCCCUAACCAGAAUAUCUCUCUGUUCCACUACCGCAACUACGGUGGCGAUGUGGGCAAGGUUCUGGCUGCGAUCCAGUGCCCCGCUGCUGAGAAGGAUGAUCUCGAGUCUUUCCUCCGGGAUCUGGGCUAUCCGUUCAGCGAGCACACGGAUUCGCCUACCUACCAGACCUUCCUGCGUCCGCAAUGA
Molecule: messenger RNA, 1704 nt
Organism: Penicillium canariense
Lineage: Eukaryota; Fungi; Ascomycota; Eurotiomycetes; Eurotiales; Aspergillaceae
Product: threonine dehydratase, biosynthetic
Exons: 2
Coding region: 1-1704 (567 amino acids)
Biological process (GO): L-threonine catabolic process
Molecular function (GO): threonine deaminase activity; pyridoxal phosphate binding
Source: RefSeq, a predicted model, not a curated record